Messenger RNA from Colletotrichum navitas, 972 nucleotides. RefSeq lists its product as uncharacterized. The transcript has a single exon. Bases 240 to 752 code for a protein of 170 amino acids. The record is from RefSeq and is a predicted model, not a curated record. NCBI's taxonomy places the organism in Eukaryota, Fungi, Ascomycota, Sordariomycetes, Glomerellales, Glomerellaceae.
UUCCGUGAGGGGAAAAGAGGUGUGCGCUCAAGCGGGUUCGGGGAGAGGCUCGGCGAAUUUGGAGACGACCGAAGAUGAGUGGGUGGCAUGACGAGUACCUCGCACACAGGCUCCCGCACUAUGCCUUCUAGAUGUGGGCAGGACUCCGGAGACCCCAGGAUAUGUUGAACAAUGACCGUGCUGCAGCAGAUUAACCGGUCAUUCUUCCAAAACCCUGGUGAUCGUUCGUCCAAAGCUCCAUGGGAUUGACGUGUUUGUGGAGAAGAUGGGCCGUAUGGGGUCCGAGCUUGCCGUCUGACAUGCAAGGGUCAAAAUUAGGUCGUCGUCUAGCAUCCAAGACGGUCCAACAUCGCCGCUGGUCACGAUGCGAUGUGGCAGACAGGAGGCCAUUUGUCCAAUCAUCCGAUCCAAAGGUCCUCCUUCUGCGUAGGCGAGAGAUCAUCGCGGUACUUGGCUUCGCCACUGGCUGCAAUGGGCAGCGCCAGGUUGGGCAGAGUCUCGUCCUCAUCCCUUUUGUGUUGCACAUUGACUCGAUGUCUGGAUCUCAUAUGCGUAAGCGGGCAUGGAGGCAAUUCAGACUGGGAUCCGGCUGGAAAGCGGACGUUGUCUCCAUGUUUCAAUUAGAGGGUCGCCAUGAUGCAGAACGAGAAGCGUUUGGUCUUACCCGCUGUGGAGCCGGACCUACCAUGGUAAACGAGGACGAAUGGCUCACUGAGCGACAGGACCCAAGAAGCAAGUUCAGACGUUAUUAGACUUUAUAUCAAAAUGGUGGUGGGGUUUUAGAUCUGAUGUUGUGGUGCCGACCGGUGCCCUGUACCGGUAGAUGUGGUAUGGUAUUAGUGGUAUGUAUGCGAGAAUGCGAAAAGCGGCAGGAGUCUUUCCUGGUUGCUUCCGAACCGAACCGCGAUGGACAACCGUUGCCUGGAUACGUACUGCCGUUUCGGCUAAACUGGCUUUCCGCGACGACGCACG